AUGUCUGGGCAUCAAUUGCGCGCGGCCAAAGAGGCUUGGACAUCCCCUCAAAAGGUUACGAACAAUCGCGACAACGCGAAGUUCUUAAAAAUCUAUAAAUCAGCAGUAAAGGCUGCGGUACGCAGCGACCUUGAGAUACCAAAAGACUCAAGUCAGCCCAAGGAGUUCUCCAGAAGGAGAUAUAUGAGAGUGGAAAGAUCAGGCAGCCAGGAGAAGGAGAUUGCCUCGUGGUUCAGCUGUCAGCGGGACCUGAAAGAUGAGUCCAGCGGUUUUUGGAAAGUCCGUUUGGAUGUAUUCGCCAUCACCGAUGUCGAAGGAAGGGCUACCGCGAAUAUGGAGGUCUUCCUCACCGUGAGGUGGACCAAGAUCCUAAAAACGAAGAUGAGGUCGACAAACUUCUACGCCUACGACCAGACUCAGGAUGCCAUCAACGAGGUUAGGGAGCCAAAAGGCUACUCAUUGCUUGGCUUGGUCUCCGAGCACAUCAAGAAGUGCGACGAAGACCUCUUCUGUCCCUUCCCCACCGAGUGGAAGUGGAGCAAGGACCUCGUUGGUGGCAGUGGAUCACCAACUCCCAGCCAGGAACCGACUCGGAGCCAAGCACCAUCUCGGAAGAGACCCGCAACGGCCGAUGAUCAGGCCAGUCACAAAAGGCGGAAGACGAUGUCGAAGCAAGCAUGCGACGACCCCGAUUCGUCCGGUGACGACUCGGAAUAUGGCGAUCCGACGUUGAAGGUAGAAGCUUUCGACAACGACACAUCCACUACCACCACUACCACCACCAACAGUGCAUCCGGGGGCACCCCAAGACCCUCGUCAUCAAGCAGAAACCAUAAGGGCCCUGGGCGUACUGGUGCGGUACCCGGAAAUAUGGAUGGAGCUCACGGCGAACGGGCGAAUGCCAGAGACAGCUUCAUUCGCCAACUUCUGGCCGAACAGGAGGCUUGGAAGGCCGAGAAGAAGGGCUGGGAGAAGAAAGCGCAAGAUUGGAAGGCGGAAAAAGAGAGUCUGGAGGCUCAGAAAAGGGACGUGGAGAACGAAAAAGAACAUUUGGAAGAGAAGAACGCACGUCUCGAGGAGAAGUGCGUGCGUCUGGAAGAGAAAGGCGUGAAUCUUGAAGAAAAGAACGCACGCUUAAAGGAAGAGAACGAGCGUCUGGUGGAGGAGGAUGAGCGUUCGAAGACCAUCCACAGAGCUCUGACGAACGAGCUUAUGGCCACGAACAAAAAACUCCAUGAGGCCAAAGAAAGGAAGAACUCUGUGGGCUAG
This is a messenger RNA of Aplosporella prunicola CBS 121167, 1269 nucleotides long. RefSeq lists its product as uncharacterized. The transcript is spliced from 3 exons. Lineage: Eukaryota; Fungi; Ascomycota; Dothideomycetes; Botryosphaeriales; Aplosporellaceae. The coding region runs from base 1 to 1269 and encodes 422 amino acids. The record is from RefSeq and is a predicted model, not a curated record.